Molecule: messenger RNA, 5388 nt
Organism: Acanthaster planci (crown-of-thorns starfish)
Lineage: Eukaryota; Metazoa; Echinodermata; Asteroidea; Valvatida; Acanthasteridae
Product: cap-specific mRNA (nucleoside-2'-O-)-methyltransferase 1-like
Biological process (GO): 7-methylguanosine mRNA capping; methylation
Cellular component (GO): nucleus; cytoplasm
Molecular function (GO): protein binding; nucleic acid binding; methyltransferase cap1 activity
Source: RefSeq, a predicted model, not a curated record
UCUACAAAAUGGCCGCCAUUUGGGACUUUUUUCAACACCGAAAAUACCAUAACCUAAAGUAAAAUCUACAGUCAGAGCCUUAUUUAGCCCUUAAAUAUCCUUUUGAAGUAUUUUCAGGAAGAAACAGCAUGUACAAGUAUAAAGCAAACAAAAGAGGCUCGUCACAACUUCCUCCUAAGAAGAAACUCAAGGUGGAAUUGGAGCCGCCAGUUGCAGUCGUUGACCAUGUUGACCGUCGUGACGCAUUUGAUUUCACGGACUCAAGCAGUGACGAUGAGCGGCCGCCAUCUUUCAGUCUGAAUCGCAGGGCCUCCAGCAAUGAGGCCAUCAGCCCACGCCCAGCCCCAGGCCAGGGCCAGUCCUCCCCCAGAGUGGACAGCCCAAGUGGUAUGGGCAGUCAGCUGGCCAGCCCCACCUACUACAGUGACUUCAGUGACUUCAGGGAGUCCCUGUCGCCCCCCGAGGCCCGGCCCAGGACCAGCCACGGCAACUCAGGCGGACGUUUUUUCCAGUCGGAGUGCCACUCCUCAACGGAAGACUCUGCAUCUGAGAAGGAGGCAUUGCUUUCCUUCUCCCCACCAUCCUGGCAGCAGGACACAGCUAAGGAUGGCAGCUACAUGUACAGCGAUAAAGCACAGAAGAUGAUGGCCAGUAUGGGCUACAGGAAGGGUGAAGGUCUGGGUGUAGGAGGAAAAGGUCGGGUGGACAUCGUGGAGUCAUCCAAACAGAGAGGGAGACGAGGGUUGGGUCAUGUGACUGAGGGGUUUGAGGCCAGCGAUGACCUAGUGUGGGACGAGACAGAGGAGGUUUCAGCUCAUGAAACAUACAAAUGGAUGCCGCCUUGCAACCCUAUAGAUGAGGCAGAACUAGUACAAUGGAGAGACUGGAAAAGAGAAAAGAGAAAAGACUACAUCGAUGAUGAAACCCAUUUCUGUGACCCUGCCAUUUUGAGAAAGCUUUUGGCUGCCAAGUCAGCGUUUGACAAGCUGGAUGACCCUGAGGAGAUGAGGCAUGCCAGAACCCGAUCUAACCCCUUUGAGACAAUCCGGGGAGGCAUUUUCCUCAACAGGGCUGCCAUGAAGAUGGCUAAUAUGGACUACGUCUUCAACUUCAUGUUCACAUCGCCCAGAGACGGGCACGAGAGGCCACUGGUGGGUCACAACGACCUGCUGUAUUUUUGCGACAUCUGUGCGGGCCCCGGCGGUUUCAGCGAGUACGCCCUCUGGCGGCGGAAGCACCGGACGAAGGGCUUUGGCUUCACCAUCAAGGGGCCCAACGACUUCAAGCUGGAGGAGUUCUUUGCCGCAUCGCCGGAGUACUUUGAGCCACAUUACGGUGUGAAUGGUGCUGCUGGGGACGGUGACAUCAUGCGCAGUGAUAACCAGGUUGAAUUCAGGAAGUUUGUCUAUGAGAACACCGACAACAAAGGCGUACACUUUGUCAUGGGAGAUGGGGGGUUUUCAGUGGCCGGUCAAGAGAACAUCCAGGAGGUGCUCAGCAAGCAGUUGCUUCUGUGUCAGUUCCUAGUGGCUCUCUCUGUCCUCAGACCAGGGGGGAGUUUUGUAUGCAAGACCUUUGAUCUCUUCACGCCCUUCAGCGUAGGCUUAAUCUAUCUCCUGUACAGAGCUUUCUACAGAGUUUCCCUGUUCAAGCCAGUCACGAGCAGACCCGCCAACUCAGAAAGGUACAUCAUAUGCAAAGGAAUGCGGGCAGGUGCCAACCUGAUCCAUGAUUACUUGUUUGACCUGAACCGGGUGAUGAACCAGCUGAGGCACAGCAGCGACGACAUCAUGGAGGUCGUGCCUCUUGACGUCAUUAAGGCAGAUGUCCAGUUCACUCAGUACAUCACUGACCAGAAUGAGAGACAAGCCCAAAGCCAAGCCCAGAGUCUUGCCAAGAUCCAAGCCUUCGUCCGCAACACCAAUCUACUGGAGCCCAAGCAGGCCGCAAUGAGGGAGGAGUGCCUUAGAUUGUGGGGGAUACCAGGGGAUACAAGGUCUACCCCCAAACUACCAGAUCCGAUGACCAAGUUUAAUCAGCUAAAUAAGGAUGACAGCAGUGAGUACUUCCACCAGUCGCCCACUGUACUGGACAGGGAGAGCCUGGGUAGGAGUAUCCGCAGUAUCUUUGACUAUCGCUGUAUGGUGUCUGGUGGAGACAGGGUCUUCAUUAUCGGCAUCGGGAGAUCGCAUGUGUUCCAGUGGAACGGCAGGCCAACCAGCAAGUGGACCAAACUACAGAUGUGUAACCUCAGGCUACCAGGAGACACGCUGUUUGAGGCAGAGAUUGUGGAGGAGCUACGGGGAGAGGGCUACGGUCAGAGAAGGUCGUACGCCUUGCACAUGUUGGAUGCCAUGUGGCUUGGAGGUGAGGACGUCAGGCAACUUCAUUUCACUGAAAGGAUCAGCAAGGCAGAGUUGUUUGUGAAGGCCAUUCAUAAGCCUACCAAGCCUGACCUGACACCGCUCCGAGUCAAAGAAGUCUUCAGGUUUGAGGAGAUCCACAAGAUCUUUGAUAGACUCGAGUUCAAGCAAGUCAAAGGGUCGGGAAGACAUCAGCGGCUGUGCUUCCGAACCAACACAGACCGGCAUUUCAUUCCUACGGGCGUCUGCCUGGUGAAAACUACCAAUGAUCCAUGGACGAUGCACUGGAGUCGGACCAACCAGAGGAAAUAUUUCCACAAUGCUAGCACUCGGGAGUCGACGUUUGACUGUCCUCCUGAUUGCAUUGCAUCAUUCAAAGCUUGCCAUCUGAAUCGACUUCAGUGGGUGUGGGAAGAGGGAGUUCAAAUCCAUGAACGCCAGAUGCAAUAUGACCAAGAGAAACUCUCCAAAGACGACGUGCUGGAUCUGGUGAACAGGCAACGCAUGGUAUGAACAUAAGGAGCUCUCACAUCAGCUGCCUGACAAUCACCGGUUACAACGCGGGCCCCUGGUAGGUUGGAGAAAUCUCUUAAGGAUCCAUUUGAGACUGGCCCAAUGGAAACCCAAAUUUACGAAGCAGAUACGAAUCCACAGGAGAGCAGUAAUCAUCUCUCGGGAGUAGCUCUCUGUGGAUGCUGUGUGAGUCUACAAAUGCCUCUUCAAGAAAUGUCCUAUGCUGUGGCCUGUCAACAAGAGCAAUAGAAAGGAACUCAUUAACCCCUUCACGACGGGAUGAUUUUGACCGCGACUGCUGGGCUGUGGUAUGCCCUGAAUGGAGGGCUUUGUCCAGCAGCAAGGCCCAUUGAACCAGUAGCUACAUGGUGAAUAGACUGUAUGUGUGGUAGGCACUAAUGCUCACACAAAGAUGCUGUAGUAGCAGUCCUCCGUAGCGAAGGGAUUAAUCAUAAGCAGUAGAUCUGUAGUAGGAAAAAUCACCAAGGACGCAAUGUGACACAUUGUUGAUUGAAUGAACAUCGCUUUCUAGUGAAAAGUGGAGUGUUCAGAAUCUGUCUUGAGCAGAAGCAACCUCCAUGGGUUGAAGAGAGCCGUGUUGGUGGAGAGUGUUCAGUGGCUACAUCCCACUCUGUUGUCUAGAGCUAGGUCUAGGCUCCAUUGGAAAUAUGCAGGGACACGCUAACAAUGAUGGACGUAGCCAUAGCUCUGAAAGGUCAUUUUGGAGAUGGCUAGUUAAUAUCCUGUCCUCUACCUGGUUUCUACUGCAGUAUUAUUGAUACACAGGGGCACGUGAAAUAGAAUAGGAAUCAAUCAGUGCACAUCCUCCGGUAUAACAUGCAUUAAAUAAAUAAGAAGUACGUUCAUAAAUCAAGUUCCCAACAAAGGAGCCAAGAUUACCAAGGAAAUUGCGCCCUCUUUUGGUUCCACUUGGGGCAGACAGGUCGUAGUACAUCACUACUGUGACCUUGCUAUUUAUGCUGGAUGGUGUGGGUAGUGCACGUGUCAACAGCCAUCCCAGCUGUCACACCAAGAGAGGUACAAACCAAAUGUCCUAGACUCAGUUCUCAACAGGGUGUUUCUCUCAGAUUUGUGAAUCAUGUAUUACCAGCCGUUGCCAGCCGAUUUGAUAUUCUUAGAAAGAAUUCAGGAACUUUCAUUCAUCAAAAGCCCAGCUGUGGGCAACACCCACUGAUUUUUUCCCAAUCCUUGUAAAAAUCCACAGGUCCAUUUUUUUCGAAUGGCAAACUUAUAUGCCUGGAAGUCAUUAGCUGUGGUGGACAAAACAAACUUAAAGUUGCAGACUGUCAAACUCUCUGGAACCUGAUUUUGAUGGAGAAAAAUUCAUCUUAACUACAUUUAAACAAAUUUCUGUUGACAUCUGUAAUCUCAGCUUUUAAAUCGGAAAGAUACUUUCAUUUAAUAAUAUGGAUACCAAUAUUUUGUCCACAUUUGUACAUUUUGUGUAAAUUGGCCAUGCGAGAAGUACACAGAUUUCAUUCACUGCAAGUUGUCUGUGAUAACUCUCCCCAUUUGACGGUGUACACCAUGACUGACUUACAUCAGAGGGAGUGAUAUCCUUUAUGUUAAUUUUUCAGCUUAGAAGGUCAUCACUCAACUUCCACUUAACACCGCUAAGCUGAAUUGGUCACACUUGAUGAUAAAGCGGUGCUCUGAAUGUUUGACUUGCAUGUUUUCCCCGCAUGACAAAUGGUUGCGAGUUGCCGAGUCUUGUGCAUCAGUGCUGUAUUGAAAUGAAGCUCCUUAUGUAAAAUCUUGCCAUUUGGGGGUGUCAAUUUCUGAAAAUUGAACAUAAACAUUGUGUACAUGGUUGUAGUCUGCAGAAUAUAUUGUACAUCAUACAUAUGCAUGAAGGACGUCAAAUCAGUUAGCUAUAUCUAAGAACACACAUACUGACGAUGGGGCUGUUUCUCCACCUCAUUUUUUUUUUCAAACAUUUCAAACUUCUGCUUGAAGCCGGCGUUAUAGUAAUCUUGUCCACAGCUCUGAGGGAAAAAUGACCCUGCAACCUCUUUUUGGACUAUUUUUAGUCCUGGAAAAUUUAAAUCACAAUAAAAAGAAGAGAUUUCAGGGUUUUGAGGAUGGUUGCAAUUGCAAGUCUACAGGCACUGUUCUGCAUCAGAAAUUGCCAAGCUGCCCACGUGUGGCAAACUUCACUUCCCAAAUGUCAGGCUUCCUACAGCAGUUUCCUUGUAUCAUAAUUUCUGAGUGUACUGCAAAAUGGCAUACAAGACAGUUUCAUUUUUGUGCCUCCGGCCGUCAAUUUGCAUUAACGCUGAAAUUGUCCGCUUUUCUAUUCCAUGUUGGUUCACAACUCCCUCCCCCCCAAAAAAAAAAGAUGGAGAAGUGAUCAUGUAUCAUAUUUGACGUUAAAAUUUCACUUGUUCCAUUACGCCUUUUUCUAUGGUGUAGUAUACACAAGACAGCAAAAGAAACUUGCCACUUCAACUCGCUUCUGUCAAAGGCCACACAUAAAAAUUCACUCCAUAGA